AGAGACCGUCCAUACAGGGAGAGAAGAAGCACAUCAUGUCUCAAGAGCGAAAACGUUCAACAUCGCGUACGAGGGUCUCGCGCCCGACCACACCCCUCAGACCAUCCUCUCGGUCCUCCUUCAGGGAAUCUGCGAGAGCCAGCUCAGACGCCCCCUUUCCGCUCAACGCCUUCGAGCCCCAGUUCGGCGAGCUCUCUGAUGCCAUGGCCGACCUCGAGGCAAACCUUAUGCACUUCCAGCUGAUGCAUGAGAGCCUGGCCCGCUUCAGUGAGAGCUUUGCCAGCUUCCUCUACGGACUCAACAUGAACGCUUUCUGUGUUGACUUUCCAGAGGGCCCUAUACCCGAGUCGUUCCGGAGGGCGAGGCAGAAGGAGGAGCAGGAAUCCGUCCAGGUUCCUGAUAAUAAGUCCACAGGCGAGCUCGAGGGAGAAACAACCUUCAUGACCACCGAUACCUCCUUCGUCGAGAACCCUUCAUCCAUGAGACCAACCGCAUCCAGGUUCCAGACUCCAGCCCCUAGGUCAAGGACCUCUCGGGUGCCUGCGCCGUCCACUCGCGGUGGAACGCAGGCU
This is a messenger RNA of Cryphonectria parasitica EP155, 572 nucleotides long. RefSeq lists its product as uncharacterized. The annotation marks the transcript as partial. The transcript has 3 exons. NCBI's taxonomy places the organism in Eukaryota, Fungi, Ascomycota, Sordariomycetes, Diaporthales, Cryphonectriaceae. Gene Ontology annotation, biological process: mitotic sister chromatid biorientation. Gene Ontology annotation, cellular component: mitotic spindle pole body; mitotic spindle polar microtubule; mitotic spindle. The record is from RefSeq and is a predicted model, not a curated record.